CAUUGGCGCAAUCAUCUCGUCUUGUCUUUGCUUUAUCUAGCUAGAUAGAAAUACAAUGAUGUUUACUAGUUGAAAUUAGAAGGUAGCGACGGGGAUUCCCCAACGUGGCUACCUUCGCGACCCGGAUAAUGACUCACGCCCAUGAUCUCGUGCGGCGCUUUCAUGAUCAACAGUCAAAUCGUUCGACGAGACCUCGACCCACCAUCAACAUCAUCAUUUGACCCACUGGAAUGCUUCUCCACCAUUGACGAAUUCGACGGUUCUGCUCUGUUUGCCACCAAGUUGUCUGGUGAUCAUGAGACUCGAUCUCAUUCAUGGUCUUCGCCUCAUGAUCAAGACAGUGAGAGUUGCACUUGUAGGUCUAGUGCUCUCAUUGAGGAAAGGACUGUUAGAUCUCAGUAUUUUGUGAUGGCAAUAUUGGAGUUCUUGGCGAAGAUUUAUGGACGCAGCGGUGAUCACAGUGAAAGACUGUUUCAAACGUUUCAACGGUGGCUUUGUGGCACGGAGCUGAGGUUACCGUUUAUUGCUGAGGUUGAUGAGAUGGCAUCAGUGCGAUAUAGUAUCUCAGUUGCAUUUUCUCGGUUGAUCCAGCAAGUUGUUCAGAGCGUACCACCUGAAGUCAGUCCAUCAAGAGCAGUCGUGGGUGCAGCAUGUGCUCAGUUGCAACCUCUGACACCAUUGAAGAAGUCGUGUUUUAUAAGGUGUAUGCCAUUGCCAGACAUUCUGCAGUUAUUCCCGUCACGAUUUCAGGAAGAGUUUGUAGAGCUCGGUGUGUUAGGAAAAGGCGGCUUUGGAAAAGUCAUGAAGGUUAAAAACAGAAUAGAUGGCUGUGAGUAUGCUGUCAAGAGGGUGGUUUUUAAGCAAUUGAACAGAGAUACAUGCACAAGGGUUUUACGAGAAGUAAAGGUGUUUGCGUCACUAGACCAUUCGAACAUUGUUCGGUAUCAUUCUGCUUGGCUUGAACAUUUAACAGAAGACCUCACCACCAUCAGAGAAGAGUUUGAUCAUAGUGCAACUGAUGAAGACGAUAGUAUUGUCUUUGCAUCAGGAUUGGGACAGACAGAAUCAGCUGACGCUGCCAAAACAAAUGAUUCCACGUGUAGCUUGUUGACAGAUUGUAGGAAUUUUGAGCAGUUGGGUCAGGUAGAUACUGCCAGUUUGACGGGGCAAAUGUCACAAACCAGCAGAGGCAUCAUGGAGUUGGCAUCUACGACCAGGUCUGGUGAAAGUGAAUCUGAUAGCCAUUGCUGCUUUCAGACGAAGGACAAGCAGUUGUGUCCACUAAGUGCUGCAACUUGUCGUCCAUCAAGACAAAGACAUGUUCAGGCUCCACGCCUCGUACUGUACAUACAGAUGCAGCUAUGUUCACAGUCAUUGCGUGAGUGGCUUGUGCAGAGAAACCAAACAAUAUCAUCUCCGAUGAAGUGUGCCCAAGUGUCUUCCAAGAUUUCUAACAGCAUCUUUAGACAGAUUGUUGAAGGAGUGCAUUAUAUACAUACUCGUGGACUAAUGCAUCGAGAUCUCAAACCCGCAAACAUCUUUCUCUACGGUUCAGAAGAAGCCAAAAUAGGUGACUUUGGCCUUGCUAGAGAUGAGAUGGUGUUUGAACAUGCAGCUGAAAGUGGCCGGUUAAAGUCAGUCGUAGCAGGGAGAGAAAGUCAGUCGCAAAGACAGCAGCAACCAUCAUGUUAUUGUUUGUCAAACUCCAGUACCCCAACGUCGGGUAUUGGAACAUCAACAUAUGCACCCCCUGAGCAACUGCAAGGGAGUGUCUAUGAUGCAAAGGCAGACAUGUUCAGUCUUGGACUGAUCUUAGCCGAGCUAUUCCAUCCUUUUCCGACUGAGAUGGAACGAGGCUUGUGUUUACGAGGUGUACGAGAAGGCCACUUGCCAGUAGAACUUUCAAGGACGUGGCCACAACAGAGUCAACUGAUCGAGCAGCUUGUUUCUAAUGAUCCGAGUAAGCGUCCUGACAGCACUGCUGUGUUGAGGAUGGAUUUUCUCAAGAUUGAAGAUGAAUUGAUUGAACAGUUGAGGGCUCAAGUCGACAAGCUAACAGAACUACUUGCUGAGAAAGAUGAUAUCAUAACCUUAUUGAAACAACAGCUAAGAGAAGCAAAGUCUCACACAUAGUGUUAAUUAAUAAAGACAAGGUUAAGUGCUGCAGCAGUUUCAGCUUGCUUCAUUCAUUACUUUAUUUUAUUUAAUUAAUUGUGACUGUACGUACCCCGACUUUUCAAAUUUUAAUUAAGCAAGUG
Molecule: messenger RNA, 2258 nt
Organism: Corticium candelabrum
Lineage: Eukaryota; Metazoa; Porifera; Homoscleromorpha; Homosclerophorida; Plakinidae
Product: eukaryotic translation initiation factor 2-alpha kinase 1-like
Exons: 17
Coding region: 142-2133 (663 amino acids)
Biological process (GO): protein phosphorylation
Cellular component (GO): cytoplasm; nucleus; cytosol
Molecular function (GO): ATP binding; eukaryotic translation initiation factor 2alpha kinase activity
Source: RefSeq, a predicted model, not a curated record